Messenger RNA from Caenorhabditis briggsae, 561 nucleotides. Lineage: Eukaryota; Metazoa; Nematoda; Chromadorea; Rhabditida; Rhabditidae. The record is from RefSeq and is a predicted model, not a curated record. The transcript has 3 exons. Gene Ontology annotation, biological process: GPI anchor biosynthetic process. The coding region runs from base 1 to 561 and encodes 186 amino acids. Gene Ontology annotation, cellular component: glycosylphosphatidylinositol-N-acetylglucosaminyltransferase (GPI-GnT) complex; membrane.
AUGUAUUUCGUGCUUUUUCUCAAUAUUUUACAUUCCAACUGGUCGCCGAACAUUCUCUACACCGUCUUUGUUUCCACUAUUGCUCUCUAUCUGUUUUUCUGUAAAUUUCUGGCUGUAGUGGCGAAUUCCAGAGAACAUGCCAGAACCAUCGUCACCUUGUUCCUUUUCGCCUACGCGUUUACUCCUGUGAUACGUGUCUCCUAUCCAACAUCAGUUAGCAGUGGUCUGAGCUCUGCAAUUUUCCUGCUUUCCCGUCUCGAAGAGGACACUCCAACCCUCCUCCUUCUUGUCAUUGCAUUCACUCUCCACGCCUACGGAGCCGAAUUCCGGAAUCGGAUGUUCCACGUGUAUCCUGUCGCCUCCUCGCUAAUUUUCACCGUUUUAUCCUUGUUUUCUGUCUAUUGCAUCUCUUCGUUUUCCGUUGAACUUUCCGUUUUUUGGGCUUUACUUCAUGUCUUCAUUCUUUUCGUGUGUCCAUUAAUUCUUAUUUUGAAGCAAACCGGUAAAUGCACGAUUCAUGGACCGUGGGAUGAAGCGGUUCCCAUUAAAUCGAUGAAUUAA